GUUUAUCAUAUAGCUAGUUGUAAAGGUAUUGUUAUUCGAGUUGUUUACUUGUACUACUGGUUUAGGAAAAUAGCGUUGUUCUUUUUUGACUAUAUCAGUGCUGACGACAACACACAAAUGAUACUUUAUGAACAAAUAACACGAAGUAAACUCUUGCUUCCGCGUUGCUCUUGUGGGCGCGGCCUCAAACUCAAAAUGGCGGUAUAAAACAAAGACAAAGAUGGGUAGCUUUUUACAAGCAGUACGAUAUGAGAACGACGUGUGUUUUAUUUCAUUUUUUGUUCUUUGGACACUUCUCCCAUCUGGAAAAGCUUGUGGCCAAAGUGAAUAUAAAUCGCCUGCUGGAGAAUGUUGCCCUAUGUGUAACAUUGGAUCAGUAGUUCUUAAGGAUUGUAUACAUGAUUUAAGCACCACAUGCAAACCCUGCCCUUCAGGAACAUUCAUGAGUGAACCAAAUGGCCUUCAUAAUUGUUUCACAUGCAGAAACUGUGUUAAAAGUCAAGGACUUUACAUCUUGAGUAAAUGCACUACAAUACAAGACACUACCUGUGAUAUACUUGAUGGAUAUUACUGCAUUGAUUACUCAAAUUCACAGUGCAGUCAUGCUCAAAAACACAGUGUUUGUAAAUCAGGACAAGAAACAAAAACACCAGGUACAAAAACUACAAAUGCAGUAUGUUCGGACUGCCCUCAUGGUUUUUAUUCUCCAUCAGGUCUAAACUGCACCAAAUGGACAGAGUGUUCAGCAAGGAAUGAAAUAGAAACAGAACAUGGCAGUUCUGUUAAAGAUGCCAUAUGUACACCGAUAAGACGGAAAAGACAUGGUCUCUUAUUUGCAAUAGUUUUAAUAACAUUUCUCUGCAUAAGUCUAUACUUUGCCCCAAAGAUCACAAGUUGUAAACUUAAAAACCCUGUGCAAGAAACAAACCCUGGAUAUACAGCACAACCCACAAACAACACAACGAAAGAAAACAGUGAGCAACAGAUUGUUUCCCAAGAAUCAGUUACACCACCUGCUGGUACUCUAGCAACCCUCUCAUCAUAGGAGCAUGACAUUACGUUCUUCUCCGUGUGCUGUGACCUUGACGUGGUGGAGAAGCUUGAAGUCCUUUGCUAGAGUAUACAUACAUUUUGGACAAACUAACAACAGCAGGCUUUAACAGCAUUAAUCCCUGAUUGAUCCCUGGUUCUGUACAUAAAACACAGUCAAUAUCAUCACUGCAAAAAGUUAAUAAGAAGCCUCAUACAGACACAGCAGUUUAAAUGUAAAAAAUAGGUCUCAAUAGUGCUAAUAAAAGAAUAUUAUCACUGAUAAUUAUCAAUAUUGAAAAUAUUUUACAGAAUAAGGCUAAUGAGCAGCCUUUAGCUUUGUUGAAGGAAUAGUUCACCCAAAAAUGAAAAUUACCUCAUAUUUUACUCAGCUCAAAGCCAUCCUAGGUGUAUAUGAAUUUGUUCUUUCAGAGCUUUUAAAAAAUGUAUCCUGGCUCUUUAAAGCUUGGUAAUGCAGUGGAUAGUGACCAUUAUAUUGAUGCUCUGUAAAUUGGAUAUAUCCGCAAGUACUGCACCGUAAAACUAACCUGCCUUCAUGGGAUUUAUCACAUGUCCAUUGAAGCAGAUCGAUAGGUAACUGACUGAGCGCUGAUUUCUGGCUUUGUUGACUUCUGACUUGACGUACGAUGUAUGAUGUAAGUUGCGUCAUAUGUUGAUUCAUAGGUCAGCCAAAAAACUGGAACUCGGUGUUCUCACAGAAAAUAACACAAGUCUGUUAUUUACAAUACAAUUUUUUAAAUUAGAAAUAAUUGGUACAAAAAGAGGCCUCGGAGGACAUCUGAUAACCCCCCGUAAAUAACAAAAGUCUUUAACAAAGCAUUCUAAAACAUCCACAGUCCUGCAGUUUUGCUUCAUGAUGGCAUAAGAAUGGAUUGAACAAACUAGAUGCAUUAACAUUUUAAUAUUUUGUGAUUCUGUCUGCCCUUACAAGUAUCAACAGGCACAGUCAGAACCAUCAGAAUCUGCUUUACUAAAUCUCAUUUACUUAUUGAAGAAUAAUCAGACAAAGGAAAUAUAUCGCAGCACAUUCAAGUAUUCAAGGAAAUGAGAAAGCCAACGCGAAAAGGAAAUCUAUAUCAAUAAUUAGUUAGAAUUUAUAAUUGCCUAUUGUUUUAAUAAAAAACUUUGUGUAAAAAAAGUGUGUCCUAUAUGUAGGUAGGAGAUGGGGCAUAGCAUGCUUAAUAGCAUGUACAUAUAACAGAAGCAUGAUAUGCAAAAUGUAUUUAUGCAAGUCAGUGAUUUUCAUAUUUUUGUACAGGCUAUGCUUAUAGCUAUAAUUAUAUAUGAUUACAUAUAUCAUUAUUAUAGCCUAUGUCUGCUGUAUAAUUGUAAUAAAUAUUAACGAUGUUUAGGCUACUUCUAUUCGGUUUCAAACCUUGAUCAGAAUUUUCAUGGAUAAAAUGUACCGGCCUAAACUACUCAAGCUGAAACAAACAACAACAAAAGACUAAGGUUUUGAAAAUUUGUCGUCCUCUUUUUCGGUAAGACGAAGAGAUUUGUGUUAAAACUCAAAAAGUCAUAACGCAACAAAACUAUUAAAAUACUAUUUUAAAUUAUAUUAGAGGAGUUGUGGAGAAUGCAAAAGUGAAACUAUUUUACGAUAGGCUUUUCGGUUCUGCCAACGAUUCUUAUUUAGUUUGAUGUAUUUUAUUUUUAGAAAUAAUAGUCUACACAUUGGCAAAAAGUGAUUUAUUUCACUGCCAAUACACCAAAAAGAAAACAAUUAAUUUAUAAUAAAUGGAAAGUCUCUAUUCUUUCUAUUUUAACUAUCCCAGUAACUGCACUCAACGUUAAAAACAAUCUAGUAGGAAUGUAGGAGCCAUUUUGUUUCUUUAUUUUAAAGGUUUAUAUAGUUAAUGUCUUUUAUUUUGGAGAUGUGCCCCCUCGGCAGGAGAAUGGAAGCUUAAAGGUCUGGAUGUGGCCUACUGGAGAAUGGCCUGCUGGGAGCACAUGGUCUUUAGACCUUACCUUUUGUUUGUUGGCAGCCAAAAAACCUUGAAACCAAGUUUGUUUUAACUUUUAUUUUUUUUUGUGAUCAAGUCUGCAAUAAAUAUUCAAGAAAUGCA
Molecule: messenger RNA, 3116 nt
Organism: Puntigrus tetrazona (Sumatra barb)
Lineage: Eukaryota; Metazoa; Chordata; Actinopteri; Cypriniformes; Cyprinidae
Product: tumor necrosis factor receptor superfamily member 14-like
Exons: 9
Coding region: 221-1045 (274 amino acids)
Biological process (GO): defense response to Gram-negative bacterium; positive regulation of T cell migration; defense response to Gram-positive bacterium
Cellular component (GO): external side of plasma membrane
Molecular function (GO): protein binding
Source: RefSeq, a predicted model, not a curated record